AUGGCUUCUGAACUGGCAAAAGAAAUCGAGAUCAAAGUUCCCCGGGGCGAAACGAAGAGCCCGGAGGAACAUGUAUCUGCCGAAAGAGGCGAGAUCAUAUACAUUGAUCCCGAGAAGGAGGCAGCCGCACUGAGAAAAUUUGACAAGUUCGUCCUGCCAGUCUCGCUUGGUAAUGCAAGAGUCUUUGGCUUUGACGCAGACAUUGGCCUCGUGGGUGGCCAGUUUGGCAAUAUCACCAUGUUGUCCAGCGUCUGCACCAUUGUCUUCGAGGUUCCCUGGGUUCUGGCCGUCAAGCGCUUUGGUGCGAAUAAAGCUCUCGGGACUGCACUCAUCCUCUGGAGCUUCUGUACCCUUGGAACGGCUUUCAUUCAAACUUACGGUCAGGCGAUCGCCGUUCGCAUGCUGCUAAAUGCCUUUGAAGCCGGUCUGGCCCAAAGCUUUGCCUACCUAUUUUCUACAAUAUAUCCCCCAAACCGGGUAGGCAAGCGUAUCAUGACUACUAAUCUCGCUAUGUGUAUUUCGGGCGCCUUUGGCGGGCUAUUUGCAUAUGCUGUACAGACAAUGGGAUCGCGACAUGGGCUCGCGGCCUGGAGGUGGUUGUUCAUCGUCGAAUUUUGCAUCACGCUCUUUGUGGGUGGGAUUGGAUGGUUCUGCCUCCCCACGUCGGCUGAGACGGCAUGGUUUCUAAACGCCGAGGAGAAGGAAACCAUGCGGCUGAAAAGACAGCGAGACUUUUUGCGCCGAGGAGAAGACAAGUUCGACCGCAAAUGGAUCAGAAUUGCUCUCACAGACCCCUUUGUCUACCUGCUUGGCACAGCCUUCUUUACAUCGUCAGUUGCAAUUAACGGAUUCAACGUUUUCCUACCUACCAUCCUUUCUGGCCUUGGAUUCCCCUCUCUGUCGGUCAACUACUUAACGAUUCCAGUUUAUGUCCUUGGUGCUAUCUCACUUGUCCUUCAGGUUUACUUUUCCGAUCGAGUCAACCGACGGGGUGUCUUCAUUAUCGGGUGCUGUGUUCCAGUCGCAAUUGGUUACCUGAUCUGUGUGGCCACAGCAAGCGGUGCUGCCGGUUAUGCGGGCAUGUUUAUACUCGUUUUAGGGAUCUAUCCAAUUUCUACCCUCGCUGUAACGUGGGUGUCUACCAACCUCUCACCAGAUUCCAAGCGUGCGAUUGGAAUGCCCUUGGCCUAUUCAAUUGGAAACCUAUCUGCACUGGUGUCAUCCCAGCUAUAUCCCAGUCAACAGGGUCCACGGUAUAUAAUUGGGAAUUCUGUCUCAGCUGGUCUGACCGUGGUUGCUGGAGUUCUCUAU
This is a messenger RNA of Penicillium canariense, 1311 nucleotides long. RefSeq lists its product as uncharacterized. The record is from RefSeq and is a predicted model, not a curated record. The transcript is spliced from 4 exons. The annotation marks the transcript as partial. Lineage: Eukaryota; Fungi; Ascomycota; Eurotiomycetes; Eurotiales; Aspergillaceae. Gene Ontology annotation, molecular function: transmembrane transporter activity. Gene Ontology annotation, biological process: transmembrane transport. Gene Ontology annotation, cellular component: membrane.